This is a messenger RNA of Dendronephthya gigantea, 1905 nucleotides long. Its product is annotated as methyltransferase-like protein 17, mitochondrial. NCBI's taxonomy places the organism in Eukaryota, Metazoa, Cnidaria, Anthozoa, Malacalcyonacea, Nephtheidae. Gene Ontology annotation, cellular component: mitochondrial small ribosomal subunit. Bases 154 to 1695 code for a protein of 513 amino acids. The transcript is spliced from 16 exons. The record is from RefSeq and is a predicted model, not a curated record. Gene Ontology annotation, biological process: translation. Gene Ontology annotation, molecular function: methyltransferase activity; structural constituent of ribosome.
AAAGUGCUAACAUUAUCUGUAACAUAAGAACCUAGGGUUCCCAAUAAGGUUCCCUGGGGUCUCCUGCAGUUUCCACUUUGAUGGAAAUUUCAAAUUUCAAAGUGGUAGCACUAAUUAAGAACUGCAACUGCUAAUUCUACGAAAUUCUUUAAAAUGCGUUCCUGUUUAUAUCUUCCCAAGUUAUAUUCUUUUUCUAAUGUUGGAAGACGUCUAAAGAGAGUCGACUACCUUUUUGUGAAGUACUGCACAAGCGAGACAGGCAAUCGACCCUUAGUAAAAGAUGGGGAGGCAUUUGAGUCAACCAAAUGGGGCUACACUCAAGAGAAAGAUGGCUUCAUGAAACAUGAUAAGAACACAACAGGUCUCUAUCACUUGGGGACAAUCAAUCUACCUCCACAAUUGGAAAAAAAUCUCAAUGAAUAUUUGCGGAAAUUUCCAAGAAAGCAUCUGUUAGAAGAUGCCGUCCAGCUCUCAAAGCAUUUACAAAAUCGAGGAAGACCGACCGAGAGGACCUGGGCCAAAUACAAGGAAGCCAAGGCCGCUAGAAAGCAGCUAAGAGAAAAUACUGAAGUUGAAGAAAAUGAUACAAUUGUAAGACUCGAUAAGAACGGAAAUGAACCUGAUGUUCUGCAUUCAAUGGAUGAAAUGCAACAUCCUGAAAAACCAGCUCGAGUGUCUGUCACGAGGAAACCAAAGAUACAGGAGUACAAAUUAAUACGAUAUCAGAAGCGGGAGGCAGCAGCCUACAUUGCUGGUCGGGCACCUGCUACUUACGGAGCAACGUUACGAGUGUUACAUGAAAUUGCUAAGAGAGAAAAAGAUUUCCAUCCAGAAACCGUGCUGGACUUUGGAUCAGGCGUAGGAACUGCCACGUGGGCUGCCCAUGAAUUGUGGAAGGCUUCAAUCAAGAUUUAUCAAUGUGUCGAUGUUUCUCACGACAUGAACGAAACGGCUGAAUAUCUGCUUAGAAGUAGUGAAGGAUAUAGGACACCGCAUUAUAUACCUCGAAUAUACUUUAAAGAAUAUUUACCAGUCACAGAUAAGGUCACGUACGACAUAGUGUUGGCGUCGUAUUCCUUAAGUGAAAUACCCUUUAGCAGAACGAGGCUGGAAUUCCUAGAAAGUCUUUGGAGGAAAACAAACCAAUUCCUAGUAAUCGUCGAAAAAGGAAAUAACGAAGGAUUUGACAUUGUUCUGCAAGCUAGAGAUUUAGUCGCAGGCAAACAGAUCGAGAAUCCAGCGACAGAUGAACACUAUUGGACAGAUGGAUAUGACGAUCAGGGGUUUGUUUUUUCCCCGUGCCCACAUGAAUUCGUAUGUCCUCGAUCUGAUGUUAACACACGUGACCAUCCUUGCAACUUCGAACAACGUGUACAGCUGUCUUUCGCUCAGCGGACCACAAGUCUAAAGAAGUAUGGCUGCUACAAUGAAAUGUUUUCAUAUGUUGUGCUGCGCAAAGGGGAACGCUCUCCGAAAGAUUUGGAUUGGGCGAGAUUAGUGCGUCCUGUCCGUUUGCGAGAGAAACAUGUGAUUUGCGACUUCUGCAGCAAAAAUGGUACUUUGGGACAGAAAAUUCUGACAAAACGCAAAGACAGUGAGAUAUACAAAUGUGUACGGCAUCGCGCUAAAUGGGGAGACCUUCUACCUGUCGAUGUCGACAGAAAGGAGCAAGUUGACGAGGACGAGUGCACGUGAUAAGACUUCAAAACUUUGUAAGGACAAAGUUUGCACUUUCAGGACUGUAAUGUGUGGACGCAGUGUCUUUGAAUGGUUUUCAUUGAACCUGGACUAAGCGCGGCCUAAUAAAUAUCGUGAGAAGAACUGAAUAUGCACUGUAGUAAGAAUUUCCAAAACGAUUAUCAAACCAAGAACGCGCACAUAAAUAUCUGAAAUUAAUGCGGAUAU